AUGGCUGUUAUCCCAGGCAAUGCACGCAACCAGCCGCCGUGGUGGAAGAAAAACCAAUCAAGCAAAAGUAAUGAAACCCCAGUUCCACGUCGAGAUGAUGUACACCAUGAUGCACAGUCUGCUAUGGAGGCCGAGCAUUACAUGGAUAACUUUGUGGCUUUCAAGAAAGGUAAUACUGGAGUGGGUAGUGAGCAUGAUGAAGGACAGCGUUGUGAAUCCGCUAAUGGGUCAUGUCUGAAACAAACCAAUCUGAGCCAUGCAGUGAGACUGGAUGAAGAUGUUGUUGGUUUGUCUCUCCAGGAAAACUGCAUUCCAUCCGACAGGGAAAAUCAUAUUGAUGCCAUUAUUGACCAUGGAGUUGAUGACGCCUGGCGGUUCACUGGUUUCUACGGAGACCCUGAGACCGCCAGCCGGGAAAACUCCUGGUCCAUGCUCAGAACAUUGAGUAUACGGUUCACUCUCCCUUGGUUGUGUAUUGGUGAUUUUAAUGAAAUCUUAUAUGCAGAUGAGAAACAGGGUUGGCUUGAUAGACCGGAGAGACAAAUGCAGGGUUUUCGUGAUGCUCUUGAUUUUUGCAGGUUGAAGGAUUUGGGGUUUAAUGGCUUCCCAUUCACAUGGUGUAAUAGGCGCCCAGGAAAUCAAAAUGUUUGGAUCCGAUUGGAUAGAGGGGUUGCUACCGUUGACUGGAUUCUGAAAUUCCCUACCUCCAGAAUUCACCAUUUGGAUGCUUUUCAUUCUGAUCACAAGCCUAUACUCCUAAGCCCAGAUCUAGAACAAAACCGGUUUUAUAAAAAAGGACGUCCUUUCCGGUUUGAAGCCAUGUGGUUAAGGGACAGGUCCUGUGAAGAGGUAAUCCGAGAUUCUUGGGGAGUUGGGAUGGUACAAGCCACGGCGUGGGGUUUCAAUAGCAAAAUUUCUACCUACCAGACAAAUCUUAGAGUGUGGAAUAAAAAGACUUUUGGCCAUGUUCGACAUUCUGUAAAGAAAAAAUUAGUUGAGUUGAAGUCGGAGAAGGAGAGUGGAGGGUACAGAAACAAUCCUUUUCAGAUUCAGGUGUUACGAGAUGACAUCCAACAGUUACAAGCAAGAGAGGAGUAUGACAAUGGAAUUUGGGUAGAAGAUGAGGUCGGAUUGGGGAAGGUGGUGGAGGGCUACUUCGAUCAAAUUUUCACCAGUUCAAAUCCGCAUGGCUUUGACACUAUCUUGUGUGGUAUCCAAAGUGUUGUUGGGAUGGAUUCGACUGAGCAGUUAGAGGGUGAUUUCCAAGCUAGUGAGGUCAAAGAAGCUCUCAAUCAAAUGGCCCCCCUCACAGCCCCUGGUCUUGAUGGGGAAGACGUGACUGCAGUGGUGCUCCGAGCCUUAAACUCAGGUAUUGUUCCAGAUUCCAUAAAUACUACUUUCAUCACCCUCAUACCCAAAAUUAAAAACCCCAAGAAAGUUUCAGACUUUAGGCCAAUAAGUUUGUGUAAUGUCAUCUAUAAACUUAUUGCUAAAGUGGUGGCUAACCGUUUGAAAAAGUUUCUAGCUAUUUCUGUGCCAGAUUUGCAGAGUGCUUUCCUUUCAGGCCGGUUGAUAUCUGAUAACAUUCUUGUGGCUUUUGAGACGCUUCAUUAUUUGAAGAGAAAAACACGAGGCAAAAUGGGUUUUAUGGCUCUAAAGCUUGAUAUGAGUAAAACUUAUGACCGGGUGGAGUGGGGUUUUGUGGAGGCAAUAAUGCAACAUUUGGGGCUUGGGGAGAGGAUGAGAAGAAUAAUUAUGUCAUGCAUGAAGUCAGUGUCGUACUCAAUCCUUCUCAAUGGGCAGCCAGUUGGAAACAUUAAACCCUCUAGGGGGCUCCGCCAAGGUGACCCUCUGUCACCGUAUCUGUUCCUAUUGUGUGCCAUGGGUCUACAAGGCUUAUUGAAAAAGGCAGAGAUGGAAGGUAGGGAAGUUCUCAUUAAAGCUGUCAUUCAAGCCAUACCAACGUACACUAUGGGUUGUUUCAAGCUACCCAAAGGGUUGAUCAAAGAGCUAGAAGUCCUUAUUAGGAAGUUCUGGUGGGGCUAUAAUGAUGAUUCAAGGAAGGUGCAUUGGGUUAGUUGGGAGAGGUUAUGUGAUGCAAAAGAAGUGGGUGGAAUGGGUUUCAAAGAAAUUGAGAAGUUCAAUGACGCCCUCCUUGCUAAGCAAGUAUGGCGGAUGAUGCAAAACCCGGAGUCCCUUUGCUUUAGGGUCUUCAAAGCCCGUUUCUUCCCAAAUUGCUCUAUUCUUGAUGCCAAGGAUUCCAAUACUGGAUCCUAUGCAUGGAAGAGCAUUCUUGGUGCUCAGGAUGUUAUUAGAAAGGGUAUGGUGUGGCGUAUUGGGAAUGGUCAAUCUGUUCGAAUUAAGGAAGACAAGUGGCUUUCGGUAAAACCAAGUAGAGUAACCCUCUCCCCCCUCCCCUCAGUUAUGGCGGAAACUAAGGUGAGCUCUCUUAUCAAUCCAGAGUUGGGUGUGUGGAAAUCUGAGGAGGUUAACCGGGUUUUUCUACCUCAUGAAGCUUCUUUGGUAUUGGGGAUUCCACUUAGCCACAGAAAACCCCCUGACCGUGUGACUUGGUCAUGCACUCCAUCUGGAGAGUAUAGCACAAGCAGCGCCUAUAAAUUGCUAGCUGCCUCGGCUUCAACAGCCCAUGCAAGCUCAUCCAAUCAGGCCUCUCAGAGAAGUUUUUGGAAAGGAAUUUGGAAGCUGCAGGUGCCCAACAAGAUUAAACACUUUGUUUGGAGAGUUUGUAACAAUGCUCUGCCUACCAAGUGUAAUCUGAAGCGGCGUCAUAUUACAGAGUCGGACUUGUGUGAGUUGUGCAAAGAUACUCCGGAAGAUGCCCUUCAUGCACUGUGCUUUUGCAGCCACGUAGCCCCUGUGUGGCAACCUUUCCAUUGGUUCCAAACCAUGAUAUCUCCCCCUCCCCUUAAUUUCUGUGAUUUACUUAACAAGCUUUUGCAGGUUCGGGAUGAUCUUAGAACAGAGUUGUUCGCAACAAUUGCUUGGUGCUUGUGGAACAGACGAAAUGCUCUUCAUUUUGGACGCCCAGCUAAUCCCAUGGCGAAUAUCAGUUCCGUUGCUGGCGCACUGGUACAGGAAUUCAUUGCUAGCCAGAUUCCAGAAAUCCCUAUCCAUCAACCUUUUGCUUGGCAUCAAUGGCGCCCUCUAGAACCAGAUGCAGUCAAAGUGAACUUCGAUGCGACACUCUUCAAACGGACGAACUCAGCUGGUAUUGGCAUCAUAGUGCGUGAUUGGAGAGGAGUUUCCCUUGCUGCCUUGUCCAUGCCUAUUCCGCUAUCUUCAUCAGUUCCUGAUAUGGAAGCGUUGGCCUGUCUCAGAGCAGUCCAAUUAGCAGCUGAGUUGGAGUUUCAAUGCAUAAUCUUUGAAGGUGACUCGGCCACAGUCAUUUUUGCAGUAAACCAGGGGUCUUCACUACUAUCUUCCUUUGGAAAUAUUGUUGACAAUAUUCGGUAUUUACUUCCUAGUUUUUCUUUAGCUACUUUUAGUCAUGUCAACCGCACGAGUAAUUUAGUUGCGGAUGCUCUCGCAAAAAAGGCUUCUUCCAACGUUGGUAGCCAAGUUUGGAUGAAUGCUUUACCUUCAGACAUUGCUGUUUUAGUAGACUUUGAUGUUCAUUAG
Quercus lobata is the source of this 3639-nucleotide messenger RNA. RefSeq lists its product as uncharacterized. The transcript is spliced from 5 exons. Gene Ontology annotation, molecular function: nucleic acid binding; RNA-DNA hybrid ribonuclease activity. The record is from RefSeq and is a predicted model, not a curated record. NCBI's taxonomy places the organism in Eukaryota, Viridiplantae, Streptophyta, Magnoliopsida, Fagales, Fagaceae. Bases 1 to 3639 code for a protein of 1212 amino acids.